This is a messenger RNA of Brassica napus (rape), 683 nucleotides long. RefSeq names its product pectinesterase inhibitor. Gene Ontology annotation, biological process: negative regulation of catalytic activity. The record is from RefSeq and is a predicted model, not a curated record. Gene Ontology annotation, molecular function: enzyme inhibitor activity. The transcript has 2 exons. Bases 70 to 588 code for a protein of 172 amino acids. NCBI's taxonomy places the organism in Eukaryota, Viridiplantae, Streptophyta, Magnoliopsida, Brassicales, Brassicaceae.
GGGCAAUCUCAAAAAUCAGAAACGAUUCACCAACUUUCUUUUCUUUUUUGUAGCUCUCAGUAUAACAAAAUGAAUAACUUUAUGAAAUUAUUCUCAAUUUUCUUGUUCAUCCAAAUCCAAAUAGCCUUGUCUCAACCAAAUCUUAUACAACAGCUCUGCAAAACAAACCGUUAUCAACCUCUAUGCGUCUCUACUCUCAAUCUUAAUCCUAGAAGCAAAACCUCAGAUCUCCAAGGGCUUGCGUCGAUCUCUAUCGAUGCGACAACAAAGAAAGCGAACGAUACAUUAACUUAUCUCAUCUCCGAGUUACGGCGCACUGGAGGAGAUCGCUCAGCUUUUGAGAAGUACGGAACUUGCGUUGAUCAGGAUUACGGUGCGUCUAGUGAUAGGUAUUUGCCGGGGGCUUUGGCUAAUCUACAGGCUAAGAAGUACUCUGCUGCGAUAGCUAACUUGCAAGACGUUGUGAAGGCGUCGGGUGAUUGUGAGAACCAGUUCGCCGGAAGUUGUCCAUUACCGGUGAGCCAACGUAACAAAGCCGUUCAUGAUAUUGCCGAUAUGACUACUGACAUCAUCAAAACUUUUGUCUAGUAUCUUUAUUUUUGCUAUAAACGUUGCAAAAAUUUAGAGGCAAAAUUAAAAAAAAAAAAAUCAAUAAAAGCGAAUAAGAUUAUGGAGUUUCCAGU